AUGCAAGCAUACAUUGAGGUGAUCAAGGCGCGUCGCGCCGAGAUCAUGAAGCCCAUCGUGGCGGCGGCGCCCGAGAUGGGCAACGCGAACCACCCGAACCAAGCGCGCGUGGACGCGCGCCAGGUCGUUUUUGAGCGCGUGGGUCGGUCGACCCACACUGGUCAGUUGAGCGCCGACUACGUUCAGUGGGCCGUUAACCAGGUCGUCUGGGAGCGGUUCCAGUCGCGGAUGGGCAACAAGCCGUACCCUCUCCGCUUCAAGGCCCCACCCAUGAACGUCGAGCCUUGGAGUGGCGAGUGGGACGCCUUCUUGGUUGGCGCGGGAAAGGAUCUCAACCCCCCAUCGCCCACGUUAGCAACGGCGGCUAGUGACUCCGCUGCCUAUGGCAUGUCGACGCCCACGGACAAAUCGCAAGCCGUCAGCAACGAGUGUUUGGAGCGCCGGGAAAAGAUAAUGGAGGAGAUUAUGGCGGUGGACACUUAUAUGAGGGAUUGCCCGGAUUUCGUGGAGCAAGUUGUCAAAGACGCCGCGGAGACGAUAAAGGAGAGAUUUUACUAUGAGAUGGGCCUCCUUGGCCGGCUCAGCUCCGCCUACUACCAAUGGGCCGUCGACUACGCUAUCUGGCAGAGGUUCGAGUGGAAGCUGGGCAAGCCGUACCCCUUCAGCAGCAGCAUGCCAGCCAUGAGAGAGAGCCCGUGGUCUGAAGAGUGGGACGAGUUUGUUACUGCUUUAGAGCAUAUAUUGAUGUAG
This is a messenger RNA of Lasiosphaeria miniovina, 750 nucleotides long. RefSeq lists its product as uncharacterized. The record is from RefSeq and is a predicted model, not a curated record. The coding region runs from base 1 to 750 and encodes 249 amino acids. The transcript is spliced from 2 exons. NCBI's taxonomy places the organism in Eukaryota, Fungi, Ascomycota, Sordariomycetes, Sordariales, Lasiosphaeriaceae.